Molecule: messenger RNA, 4588 nt
Organism: Paramisgurnus dabryanus
Lineage: Eukaryota; Metazoa; Chordata; Actinopteri; Cypriniformes; Cobitidae
Gene: doc2g
Product: double C2-like domains, gamma
Biological process (GO): spontaneous neurotransmitter secretion; regulation of calcium ion-dependent exocytosis; exocytosis
Cellular component (GO): synapse; membrane
Source: RefSeq, a predicted model, not a curated record
UGUGCAAAAUAUCUUAAUGGAACAUGAUCUUUACUUAAAAUCCUAAAUGUUUUUUUUUGCAUAAAAUAACAUCUAUAAUUUUGACCAUUCUGAUGUAUUGUUGGCUAUUGCUGCAAAUAUACCUGUACAACUUAAGACAGGGUCUUUGAAAUCCUUGAAAGUUUGUGAAUCUGGGGGAAAAAAUUCAAGGCCCUGGGAAGUUUUUGAAAAUAUACAUACAAGUGCUUGAAUCUAUUUACUGCAGGAAGUUUUAUGGAAAAAAUCCAUAUUAUUCCCUGUGUAGUGUAGGAUAAUAUCAUAAAAACUCUAGACUUAACACUAGCCUCCAAAAUAGAACCUUCAACAUCCACAAAUGGUUCUUUGCAGUGGAAAAAGGUUUCACAGACUAUAAAAGCGUAAGAAAUAUAUAGUUAUUUUCAUAACUUUUGACUUAAAAUGUUAAAUCAAAGGUUACUGUUCAAGUUGACAUUUCACAAGACUUUUUUAAGAUGUAAAAUAAAUAUUUGGUGAUGUCCCCAGAGUACGUAUGUAAAUAUUCCGCUCAAAAUACCCCACAGAUAAUUUAUUAUGGCAUGUUAAAAUUAACACUUUAUGUAUGAGCAAAAAAAGUGCUUAUCUCUGCACUAAAUGGCAGUGCCGUGGUUGGAUGGUGCAGAUACAGGGGGCGGAAUUAUCAUAAUAAGAUCCCCUUCUGACAUCACAAGGGGAGACAAAUUUCAAUGAGCUAUUUUUUCCACAUGCUUGCAGAGAAUGGUUUACAAAAACUAAUCUUUUUCACGUUUUCCAGGUUUAUAGAAGCACUGGGGACCCAAUUAUAGCAGUUUUUCAUGUAAUGGCAUUGCUACGAACUAAGAACGCUUCCAUAUCCUAUUUUUACCAGUGUAUGUUUUGUCAAUUCUAUUUACUAUCUAAAAUUUCAGUAUUAUAUUUUGCUAUAGUAAAUAGUAAACACAAUAAAACCACACAAAGAUACCUUAAGGACAGCAAUGGUGUAAAUUGCUUUUAAUUUAUACCUUUAUUUAAGAAUAAUCCCAGUUUGAGAAACCUUCGCUGGAGUCUUAAGAUAUCUACAACUAGCCCCAGUCUCUUCUAUAUAAAAACUUCCCUGCAGUGUUUUGUCACUAUUAUCAUGUUUACUCUCUUCAUUAUAACACGUUUAUUCUGUUCAUAUCUCUUUACUCUCAUUUUUAAACCUCGGGGGUGUGCUGCUUGAGUGACGGAUCUGUAAGUGCAGACCGGAGACUUUAAAGACCACGUCACAAGUGAGGCACAACAGAGAGUAGCGAGAGAGAGAGAGCGAGAGAGAGAGAGAGAGAGAGAGAGAGACGCGCGCACAGGACGCGCGAGGAUAUAUUGAUACAAAGCGACGCUGGUUUCUCCUCAGUGCGUGUGAGAGAGACCAUGCGUAAGGACGAUGGAGCAUUGGAACAGAUGAAGAUUGUCAGUGGUGUUGUCCAGCGAUCCCGAUGAGUGUCUCCAAACCACCUCCGCCCCACUCCCACUUCCCCCCCAGCAACCCGUCCUCUCACCUUCCUCUGCCUCCCACCUCCUCAUCUUCCCUCUCUCCCUCCACCCCUUCCUCCGCUGCAGGCCCCCCCAGCCCUGCCAUGCCUCCCCCUCCCUCCCCGGUAAAGAUUUCCAUGCAGGAGCACUUUGCCAUCAACGUGUGUCCCGGCCCCAUACUCCCCAUUCCUCAGAUCUCCGACUUCUUCCCUCGCUUCCACGACUUUCCCAUCACCCCCCUUCCGCCGCGGGAAAAACAGGUACUAAAGGACAAAGACAAGGACGUUGAUGCAGAUAGAGAGAAAGACCGCAAGAGGGAGAGAGAGCAGGAGGAAGACGGAGAUUUUGCCGACUCGGAUGACGAUGACACCUACCUGGGAACUCUGGAGUUUAAUCUACUGUUUGACCAAGAAAAUAACUGCUUACACUGCACAAUUCACAAGGCCAAAGGACUGAAGGCCAUGGACUCCAAUGGUCUGGCUGAUCCAUACGUGAAACUCCACCUCCUGCCUGGAGCAAGCAAGGCAAAUAAACUGCGCACUAAGACUUUAAAGAACACGCUAAAUCCGGUGUGGAACGAGACACUAGUCUAUCACGGCAUCACGGCUGCUGAUAUGACCACCAAAACCCUCAGGCUGUGUGUAUGUGAUAUGGAUCGCUUGGGACGGAAUGAGUUCAUAGGUGAAGUCAGGGUGGCCCUUAAGAAACUAAAGGAGGGAGAGAGCAAGCGAUACAACAUGGGACUGGAGAGAAUUGCACAGCAGACCCGGGAGGGUAACAACCAGGCAUUGGAUUCUGGGGCUCCUGUUGCAGAAGAAGAGCGUGGUCGUAUCCUGGUCUCUCUAAUGUAUGCUACGGAGAAGAGUUCACUGGUUGUAGGAAUUAUUCGCUGUGCCCAUCUUGCUGCCAUGGAUUCAAAUGGAUACUCGGAUCCCUUCGUCAAGAUUGUUCUGCAGCCUGACAUGGGGAAAAAAUCCAAAUACAAAACGUCAGUGAAGAAGAAAACUUUAAAUCCGGAGUUUAACGAGGAAUUUACCUAUGAGGUCCCACAUGAUCAGCUUGCCAAGAAAACGCUGGAAAUCUCAGUAUGGGAUUACGACCUGGGCAUGAGCAAUGAUUUUAUAGGUGGAGUUGAAUUGGGGAUUAACGCAAAAGGCGAGAGAUUGAAACACUGGUUUGAGUGUCUAAAAUACAAAGGAAAGAAAGUAGAAUACUGGCACACACUGACACAGCAAGGAGCCCCGAGCAGUGACUAACACACAUGCACACAUUCAGACAGGCACACACAUGGACACCUUUAUUACCUUCUGAUAAAUAAUACAAAAAAUAAUGGAGUAAUAAUGAUAAUGCAAUAAUGCUUAUUGUGAGAAUGAUGGUUAGUGGGGGUAAAGCAUAAUAACCAGAUAUCUCAGUCUGUCCUUCUCAGUCUUUUGUGAUGAGAGAGAAAAAGCAUCGGGUGAUCGGAUUGUGACAUACUGUACGACCGUGUGCCGUCGCACACAUUGACCCCCUUUUCCGGUCUAGCUGUCACUUACGUGAAGUCAUACCGUGUUGUGACUAUGCCACAGGAGAUCAUGCCAUAUUGUUUCAUUUAUUAAAAAUGUGUGUGAAGCAUCCUGGUGUUUGUGAAAGGUUGUGAUGCUCUAAUUUUGCACACUGUCGAAGCACAACACAUCCAACUGACUGUAAAUGUCUACUGUAUGCGUACCCGUGUAUUACCUUUUUGUCAUGUUUACAGUCUCCUCCAGCCUGGCAAAAAUCGGAAGAAUGUUAACCAUCUCUGGAUUUAAUCUGCAUCGCAAUCUGCACAACUAUUCGUGUGUAUGCGUGAAUGUCCCCCCGUCUGUGUUUUUGUCCGUAUAUUUGUGAGUUUGUGUUGAAUAUUUGUACAGCGCUGAUGCACGUUGACGGACUGUCGCACCUUCUCUCUGGCGCCCUCUACUGGUUGAGAGCUCUGAUUGCGGGCACCACAGGUGCUACAUGCAAGGACAAAUGUACUGUUUUGGAGGUUGAAUCGUCCGCCUCUGGUAGUCCACAUGCACAACCGCACACGACCCAACGGGUAAAUCAGCAAUCAAGUGAAACCUUUGAAGGAUAAACUAUCGGGAUGUCUUUUGGUCACAUGAGCGCAGAAGAGCUUCUGUCCUGACAUUCUCUCUGAUGAGACCUUGUAAAAUUAUGCACAUGUCUUUAUUUCAAUACGUUUUUUUACAGUUGCUUACUGUUGACAAGUGCUAUGGACAACGAGGUCAACCGUACAUGGAGUGGUGGAGAUCCAUGGGAAUUUUGGCUGUAAUUGUAUCCAUGUCACAUGUGAUUGCAUUUAUUAUCUGUAUUCCUAUUCAAGUUAUGUACCAGUACUAUUUAUUUGAAAUGAUACAGUGCAGCAUUCUCUCUGAGUGCUACCUCAGUUUUAUUACAUGUUGAGUGCAUAUGACGUUACCACAACCACACAAACGCCUAAACCAAGGUCGUGUGGUUUAUAUUUAUUUUAACCCAUUACUCUUUGCAUGUAAACUUUUUCACCAAAGUUUUGGAGACAUGUUAAAUUUUUACAUCAAAACUGGAUAUUAUUAUUUUUUUGUACAUGUAAAUGCACUCUAUUAACAAAUAUUCACAGCAAAAAAGUAACAAUCGAGUUAACUUCUGUCCUUUCAUGGCUGCGUUUAAAAUUUGAGUUUUGGUCUGAAUGCCAUAUACUUCAGAAAUGUUAUACUAAGCAACUGCAUGCCAAAUGAAUGUCACAUUACUGUAAGCUUUGAUGGACCACUGAUCUGCAGUGCUGAUGUGUGUUGUAAUCUAUCAUCAGACCCAUCUAAGGAUAUUUGUUUUUGCUCAGUGAACUGGGACAAUCCCGAGUACCUUUAAUGAACCAGCGCGGCAUUUAGAUAAUAGACUGGCAUAUCCUGCCAACCGAAAUGGGACUCAAGGGGGAGAUAAUGAACGACGGGUCAAACUGAAGGAGGAUUAUUCAAGUGUCGAUCACGUGUCCUUGUUGACUGUCUGUGUGACUCAUGUGACGUGACUGCCAUCGUGUGUCGGUCUUUGUAAUUGCGUCUUGAAAAAUAAACUGGAGCAAAAAGUC